GGACAAUAAUGCCGCCGCCGAUCAACCGGCGGCGAUGCUAACCCUAACCCUAACCCUGUCCAGCACAAAACUCCCGGCCGACAUCGUGAUCGAAAUCUUCAAGAAGCUUCCCGCGGCCUUGGCCCUUGCCCGGCUCCGCUGCGUAUGCAAAUCAUGGCGCGCUCUUCUCUCCGACCGGGCUUUUCUCCGCCAGAUCCUCGUCAUGGACAGCGAUCGCGAUGGAAGCCGUCAGAUCAUGAUCUUCCGCCUGACCGACGAUCAAAAGCCGCUCUUCUCUCCCUGCUCGUACGACACUCUUCGCCCAUUAUCCGUCGACCCACCGCAACCGGUCCUCCUGAUCUCCACCGCCGGCGAGGACAUGCGGUACAAUAAAUGUCACGUUGUGGGGUACGACAACGGCAUCUUUUGUUUGGGGGACGGGAUAGACGAGCCCGGCGGUACCCAUCUACACAACCCGGCGACCUCGGAGACCAAAGCAUUACCGCCGUCGCCAUUUACCUCGACGGAAUAUUGCGGCCGCUCUUGGGGCCACUUGUUCGGUUUCGACCGGAAAGCGAACGACUACAAGUUCAUCAGGCUGAGAAAGGUCUUCUUCAACCACGAGUGGAAACGGGUUGAGAACGGCCAGAAGGACCGUGGCGUCAGUUUCGCCGAAGUGUACAGCUUGAGGAACGAUUCUUGGAGCAAGGUGGAGACCGACGUCAACCUCUACCGGUUCUUGUACACAGCCAACUCGGUCCUCGAAAGCCACGACGGGAAGUGCUACCGUUGGGAUCGAGAAUAUUGCAACGAAGAGAGGAUGAUGACGAGAGUCCUCUCUUUCGACUUAGCGAAGGAAGUGUUCGAGAUGGUCGAGGUUUUGGAUCCUUUGCCGGAGAAGUGUGUUGGGGAUUUGCGGAAGUAAUGGUAAUUUAGAAUCAACACAAAGGAAAUAAUUGGUGUUUAAUCACUCAAUUUAGGAAGCACUCACAUAAGCCUUAUACUUUGGCUAUAAUUGUGAACUCUCAAAUUGUAGAGAACACGACAACUCUUUGUUGCCACUCUCUUUUUCCAAUUCCCUGACAACUUCCAUCCCAUACAACAUAUAUAUAAUUGGAAAUGG
Molecule: messenger RNA, 1102 nt
Organism: Linum tenue
Lineage: Eukaryota; Viridiplantae; Streptophyta; Magnoliopsida; Malpighiales; Linaceae
Source: the annotation of a GenBank genome assembly